AUGGAAGCAUCAAAGAAGACUUCGGACGAGCAAGACAUUGCGGCGCGAGCGGACAGUGCUCACUUGCACGCACUGAUCCAUGGCCAGGAUACGCGGAAUUUGGCGCAGUCGCUGGAGCAAGUCUCGCAUCACACCGGAGCGCUCAAGCGCAUGAUCUCGCCUCUCUCCCUCAUGGAGCCUGUCGGAGCUGGUCAGGAGCACCAUGACAUCGAGCAAAAGAACCAAUCAAAGGUGGGCUCCUUUGCUGGCGCAAUGGCCUCGGCGCUCAUCAACCACAUGCUUAUGUUCGGAAUGUGCUGCUCCUAUGGGAUGAUUAUCUUCAGUGAACAACGGAACGCAGCGCAUCGAGCUCUUGGCGUGAAAAUGUGCUUGGCGGCAUCCUUCAUCGGCGGUGGGUUGAUGUCUGUCUUUUCCGGCAUUCCGGUGGCCAUCGGCGGGACAGAUCUCAACCCUGCAGUGUUCUACGGCGACUGGGUGAUUGCCAUCUCCGAUGAUCUCACUCGACAGCUCGGCCUGGAAGACUCCGCGAGCUACACGGAUUCGUCUGGCAGAUUGCUGAAGAAGGAAGACCCCACCAAGUAUUUCUGCAGGGGUGACCAUCUUCUCGCUUAUCCCCAGGAGUGCGAGUCGUACCACGCGCAGCUCCGUGCGACAAUUAUCUUCUCAGUGGCCUUCUCGACACUAUUGCUGGCCAUCGUCUGGACCGUCCUCGGCAAGCUGAAGCUGACCCGAUACGUCAGCUACAUGCCGUACAGCAUUUCCGAGGCCUUCCUGGCCUGUGUCGGCUACAAGGUGUUCUAUUACGCGCUCAAGUUCUGCGAUUUCGACCCCAGGCAGUUCUUCACUGCCGCCUUCAUCGGAAUCGCCCUCUAUUUCUGCAAGGCACUUCACAUCGGGAAUCCCACCAUCAUGAUGCCUCUGGGCCUGCUGCUGCCUUUGGCAAUCUUCUGGGGGAUUGUGGCCGGGACAAACCAGACCCCUGCAACAGUGCGCGAUGCAGGGUGGCUGUUUCCGGAAGUGCAGAACGAGCCCUUCUACCUUGUCUGGGUGGACAGCAUUGGGUCCCUGUCGAACAUCAACUUCAGCGCAUGGCUGACGACAUUGCCCAAUCUUGCCGUGUUCAUGGUCGUUUCGACCAUGGAUUGUGUCCUCAAGCUCCACGCCACUGAAAGCAAGCUCCCUUUGAAGGUUUCCACUGAUAGUGAAGCAUUCAUCUUCGGCUGCUUCAACUACCUUCUGGCAUGCUGCGGUGCGGCGACUGGCUACAUGCAGCUGAAGUUCAACGUCAUCAGCUAUGGAGUUAUGCGAAAUGCACAUGACCGCAGAGCUGGAAUGAUAUAUGCCGUGUUUUGUGGUGCAGCCUACUUCAGCACUGUGGAGCAUUUCAACUACCUUCCGAAGCUGUUCUUAAGUGCGCUUCUGUUCUUCGCUGGUGCUGGCUUUGUCACUGACAACAUGUGGGGAUCCAGAAAGUUCCUGCAUUUCAGUGAGUGGAUGGAGAUCGUUGUGAUCCUCAUUGUGUUCAUUGCGGCAGGCCAGCUGAUUUGGGCCGUCGUUGCGGGUUUGAUUCUUUCUGGACUUGCCUUCAUUGGCAAGUACGCACGUGUGCCCUCCUUGGAUGGCCGACCCAAGCGCGGAGACCAGGUGAUUACACGCGAGCGGCCCGUCGGUGAGGUCGGUCACCAGAGUUUCAUGCACAUCGCAUCUGCUUGGAUCCUGAUCGUGAACCUCAAGGGCUACGUCUUCUUCAGUUCUUGCGUGGCCGUCAUGCGGUCCGUGGAGGAGUAUUUCCAGAAUGAGGACAAGAAUCAGGUGCCUCCAUACAGGAGGCUCAAGUUCCUGCUCUUCGACGGCUCGGCGCUCGAUGGAAUGGAUGCCUCUGGAGCGAUGAGCAUGGCCAAGUUGACCCGAAAGGCAAAAGGGCGCGGAAUCCGUGUGAUCUGGUGCAACAUCAAGGAUGACUUGGCCGAGGAGCUGCGAGUGCGAAGCAUCCUGGCGUCUACGGAGGAUCGCUUCGAAGACUUGGACAAUGCGAUGACCCACCUGGAGAAGCGCAUUCUGAAGUACAAGAUGAACCAGCAGGACGAGUGGCUGAACCUCCAUCCCGCUUUCCGGCGAGACAGGGCCCUGAUGCUGCAACGGGUGAACUUUGAGCCUUUCCGGGAAGUCUUCCUGUCCGACGGAGCUCGGUUGGGCUGCCCUUGGCGCUACUGCAGCCGGUUGCCGAUCAAAGGUUUCAAGACCAUGCUGUGCGUGCCCGGCGACCAGCACAGACCACUCUACCUUAUUCACUCUGGUGCCGUCGCCAUCCUUGAUGAAGUUCCGGAUCAAGAUACCAUCAUGGACGUGCACGCCAGCUGGAAGAAGCCACGGGUCAUCCUGAGGCAGGGCUGGUUCGUGAACGAAAAGACGAUCUUCGGGCAGCCUUCUUCCAGCUUCGCCCUUGCCGUGGAAGAUGGAGAGGUCUUGUUUUGGACAGAAGAGCAAUGGUGGAAGAUGACCAACGAGCAUCCUCUGAUGAUGAUGGAGAUCUCCAAGGCCGUGAUGCGGCAGCAAGGCGAGCACCACUUCCAUCGACUAUCGGAGAAGAAUCGGCGGCCGUCGGAGUUAAGCAUGGAAGACAUCGAUACGGACCACCUCAUGAGACGCGAGGUGUCGCCAUCAGAUGUCCAGCCCACAGAAGUAGAAGACUCGGAAGAGGAGGAGCUGAUGAUUCCAUCCGAAACCCCGGAGGACUUGCCUCCGACCACAUACACCUCCAAUGCCUCCAUUGGCUCUUACCAAUACAACGGUGUCACGCGCUUCAACAAGUCCGUGCUGUGCAGCCCCAUUGACCUGGGAGAAGCCUUCGAGCGCGAUGAGUUGAAACGGCUGCCUCAGCUGCAGACAAGGAUCAUGGAGCUGCACUUUGCUCGCGCCCUGGGUGAACAAGGCUUUUUCAGGAGUGCCGGUGACGCUGACUACCUCCCUGAGCUGCCCAAGAUGCUGAUUGAAGACCUGCGCCUCGCUUACUUCACCUUCGCGGAGAAGGGCGACCAGUCUAGUGGAAAGAUCAUAUUGCCCGCUAGUCGCGUGGUUGACGCCCUGUUGUACGUCGGGAUCUUCCACAUCCUGGCUGAGGAAGUCAACCAGAAGGACCUGACUCUUGAGGAAUUCCUCAAGUUGGGUCGCCAGUGCCACCUGGCCCGGAUACAUCCAGAGCAGAUGCAGAAGAUCGAGGAAUUGUGCCAGUCGCACGAGCACAUGGUACACGGUGAGAUGCAGCUUCUUGUGGCGGAUGUGUCUCACAUGCUCAAGAUGCUUUUGGGUAUCUAUUUGGAUUUUGCCAUCAACGAUGCCGUGACUUCAGCAUGGGGUCAGGAAACUUGGCCUGACACGCAUGUGACGCACAAGCAGUUCGCAGGGAUUGUCGCCUUCUAUGUGAAGCGGCGUGAACGAGACUGGAAGCUGCUUCAAGGGGUCUUCGAUCUCAUGGGCAAGGACACGCUGAGCGGCAGCCUGAACAAGGAUCUUCUUGAGGAUGGCGAUGUGCAGAGCAUUGAUCCUCCACCGCCUCCGCCUCCCCUUUCGGCCACUGUAGCGCGAUGUGUAGCAUGCCCGCUGGCCACCGAUUUUCUCUUCGACCUGUCUGCCACUAUGUCCGCGGUCAGUCAGUUCCAGAGCUCGCAGAAGCUUGGACAGUCCUCCUACGAAGAAGGGCCCGCCUGGGCCAGGACGAUCAUCAACAUCUUCGAGAGGCCAUCGACAUCCAAGUGUGCGGCCUUCGUCGUCUACACCAUGUUGACCUUGACCGUUGUGAACGUGGUGGCCAUCGUUGCAGAGCCAAUGAUCUCCGGCCUCGAUGAUGACCAGCCGCCGGAUGAGCACAUGUUCUGGCUGGGCUGUGACAUCUUCUUCGCUGCGAUCUUCACCAUCGAGUUGCUUCUGAGGAUCGUUGCACGUUUGGCUUUCGACCCCUCGCUGUCGACAGUGCUGCGUUUCUUCUCCAACCCGUUCAAUAUCUUUGACCUCGUGGCUGUGACGGAGAUCUACCUUGACCACCUGAUCCACCUUCCGGUGCUUCGGCUGCUCAUCCUGGAGCGAUUUGCCCGCCUCUCGCGCGUGAUGAAGCUGCCUGGCAAAGACUACAACACUCAGACAUCUAACGAAGGGCAGGGCCCAGUGAGGCCUAAGUUUCCCAGGCUUUGCGGCUGGAUAACUUCCACUUCCCAGAUUUCCUCACUGCCGCAUGACCAUGGUCCAUACACUGUGCCAGGGUUUGUUUCACCCUAG
Messenger RNA from Symbiodinium sp. CCMP2592, 4272 nucleotides. The record is from the annotation of a GenBank genome assembly. Lineage: Eukaryota; Dinophyceae; Suessiales; Symbiodiniaceae.